GUCUCUUCGUACUCUUCUCUUUCUUGGAUUGUUUCCUGUCUCAAUUCCUCCAUGUCCUUUUAGAUAGAGGGAAUUGUGAUUGUUUCUGGGUUGCUUUUGAUCCGUUUUAGGUCAUAUUGUCUUCAAGAUUCGAUCUUUCUCUCUGGGUUUAAACUCGUUUCUUUGCAGUGAGAUAUACAUUCAAGAAUUCUGUUGUGGAAUUCCGAUGGUCUUGGAUUUGUUUUUCGUUUGUUAGGAUGAUUGCUUGGAUCGAUUUGUUUGGAAAUCUUCUACUCGAGUUUGUUAGGAUGAUGAAGGUUUUCCUUUUUUUUCAAAUUUAACAUACUGCUUUCCUUUGAAGUUUUCAUUUCCUCGAGGAAUUUAUGAGAACCGGUACAUGUAGGUCAAGUUGCAAACAUCUUUUUGAUGUCUGGUUACCAUCAUCCAAAGAAAUUAAUCCAUCUCAUCAUGCCUUUUGUUUUUGUUUUUUUUUUCUUCAUAUCUUUUUGUCGGUUUGUCUUGGGACGUGUGAAACGCUUGUGCAGAGAUCAAGCAUCGCUCGAGUGGCUCAAGUUAGCUUCUGAAAGGUAGAAAGAAAAGCAUAAGUUGCUUCGGCAAAAAUAAAUUCCAAGAAAUGGGAUGCCUGGCAUCAAAACCUAAAGAUGCGGGUGGUAACAAAAGAUGGCCGGGGACUGCUGGAGUGGUGGCUGUGUUUGUGCCAGGAUUGCGUAUCCCUAAAGGUGUUGACUUAUCUCGCCCAUUGGGUAAUAGCUUGUCAAGAAGUUUAGUGGAACACCUCUCAGCUCUGAGAACUCGCAUAGUUGUCAUGGCUGCCCAAGAGGCACCGACUGUGAAAAAGCCUAGGCGGAAGACAGCUACACAACAUGUUUUGGUGUCUGCAGGAGGUUCUUCAUUGGCUGAUCUUCUAAAGGCUUUGGAGGAUUACUUGCCAGUGCUACUGGGAUUGGUUAAAAAUGGAAGUCAGUUAAAAGAUACUGUACAGUUUGUGUGGGUUAAUCAGGAGGAUGAUGCAGAGGAAACAGGCAUGGCAAAUGCUUGGUAUGAGGUGUUGUCAGUUCUACAUUUGAUGUCUAUGCUGUGUUUUUCUGAAGCCAAUUCUUUGCUUCUUCCUAAAACGUCUAAUGAUGAUUGCCAGCCAAAGGUAUCUGAAGAGAAUAGACGAACCUCCAUUGAUGUUUUCUUAAAGGCAGCAGGAUAUUUGGAUUGUGCUAUUCGGGAUGUUCUUCCUCAAAUUCCUCCGGAUAUGAGGAAAGAUCUUCCUCUAGACCUAGCUGAAGGAGUGCUGCGAGCUCUUUGCAUGCAAGCAUUAGGUCAGACCAUUGAAAUUCAACUUGGAAUGGCAAUGGAUUGUCCCAAGGCCACACUAGCUGUGAAACGACGGUUGGCAUGUGAGAUGGUGAAGUGUUGGCAUGAGGCCCACGACAGCAUUACACAGGUUCCGUUAACCAAUGGUUAUGGGGGGAAGCAUCGUCUCUUUAUUAAGUGGAAAUAUGCUGAAGCGAAGGCAGCUGCAUAUUACUACCAUGGGCUAAUCCUUGAUGAAAGGAAUACAGAGAAGUCCCAUGGGAUGGCUAUAGCUGCUCUGCAAGCAGCAGAAGAGUUCCUCAAAGAAAGCAAAAGGGCUUGCGAAGCCUUCAAUGCAAUGCCUCCUGCAUCAACGAAUCCCCCUCUUUGGGGAUCCGCAAAGUAUCUUUCUGAGAAGAUCCCCAAAUAUGUGUCCAGCAAGGUUCGCAUCGAUAGGGACCUCUACAGUCAUGAGAGGGGCCUUGAGACAAGACCAACAUUGCCAGAAUUUGCAGUGGCUGUUAAACCUGAUGAUUAUCAACUUCCCCCAUUGGAUCCCUCAUGGAACGAAUAAAAUGAUCAUCAGAAAGCCCAGAUCAUAUGGAGCUGUCGCAUUGGAAGAGUACCAGUUGACCUGUAACGUAGCUAUAUGCCUACACAUCAGGGAGAGACAUCUUCUGUCAGUAACAAAUGUAUGAUAUACUAAUUUACGCCACCACCCCACCCCCCCCCCCCCCCCCCCCCCCCCCCCCUCCUCGUUUUAUUUCAAAGAAAAUAAAGUCUUUGCAUAGCUUGCUUGUUUAUGGGACGUUGUUGUUGUUUACAAGUGUUAUAUUGCAUGUGAAAUGUAAAUUAUGGAAAAAAAAAA
Molecule: messenger RNA, 2152 nt
Organism: Phoenix dactylifera (date palm)
Lineage: Eukaryota; Viridiplantae; Streptophyta; Magnoliopsida; Arecales; Arecaceae
Source: RefSeq, a predicted model, not a curated record